AUGAAAAGGAAGGAUUUUAUAUUUGUUCCAAACUCAAAGGAUACGAUUUCAAGUAUUUUUGAUACAACAGCAGGGACACCUAAAAAGAGGAGGGGCUCACAGUGAUAUGAAAAGCCCAAGUUCCCACAAUUCAAAAAACUAUGGGAUGAUAUCAAUAAAUGUAAGAAUGAGAGCCGUAGAAACCUCAGACAGUACAUCUCAAAACAACUUACAAGCAGCCAAAGCCAGAUUGAUUUUGGAGCAUGCAUGAGACAAGACUCUAAAAAGAGAAUGGUCAAGAAGCAAAUUAAUUCAAAAUUCCAGAUUAGAAAACCAGGAGGAUGAGUUCCUAUAUAAUCAGAAUGACUAAAAGCAGAAACAAAAUAAGAAGAUUGUUUAAGACUCAAUCAAAAUCCCAGUUUAAGACUCCUAAACAGAUGCUAAAAAUCAACCUCAAAACACAGAUAAAAAACAAGCCUAGCGAAUGGUAUGCUCCCGAGUGGCUUUAACCAUUUUAAUAUAUUUCUG
Molecule: messenger RNA, 507 nt
Organism: Moneuplotes crassus
Lineage: Eukaryota; Ciliophora; Spirotrichea; Euplotida; Euplotidae
Source: the annotation of a GenBank genome assembly